AUGGAUUUAGAAGAAAUAGAAUCAAACAAUGAAGUUACUGAAGGUCAGGCAGAACCAGAAGUACCAGUAUUAGCUCAAAAGAAACCUAAAAACUUAAAAUAUAAAAAUAAUUUUCAAAACAGAGAUAAAAAUAGCAGUGAUCUGAAGAAAUUGUUUAGAGCAAUCAAAAAUGCUAGAAAAUCAGAUUUAUCAGUAUUCCACUCUGAUGAUGAAGAUAAUGAAAAAAAAAUACAGGACUUGGCAACUGAUGAUUCAAAUCAUAAAGUGUUUAUUACAUUCGAUAACCCAAAUCCCCAGAUGAGGGUUAGAAAAUUAGCAAAAAUGUUAACUAUACUUGUUCCUAAUUCUGAUAGAAUUUUUCAUAGUUAUUUUUCUAUAAAACAAAUAAUUCAAGCUGCUACAAUUAAAGGAUAUGCAUAUUUGAUAAUAUUAAAAGAAGAUAAAGGUUUUAUAAGUGAACCAAAUGGUCUAACUCUUAUCGAUUUAGCUGAUAAAACAGAAGCAAAUUUCAUUUUAAGUGAUUUUGAAUUUCCAAACAAAAUGCAUCACAAAGAAUUUACUAAACUUAGAAGAGGACUAACCAUAAUAAAUUUUACAACAAGAUCAGAUAAAGUUUUAGCACGUAUGUUAAGAGCAGUGUUUCAUCAAGAUUUAAAAUUUAAAGGCAAACAUGUUGUGGCAGUAUUUAAAAAAAGAAAUAAAAUAAUUUUCAGGCAUUACAAAUAUAGGAUUUUGAAUAAUAAAUCAUAUUUCAGAGAAUUAGGACCUAGAUUUACACUGAAAUUACUCGGAAAAAUGGGUUGA
This is a messenger RNA of Diuraphis noxia (Russian wheat aphid), 804 nucleotides long. RefSeq names its product putative ribosome production factor 1. Gene Ontology annotation, biological process: maturation of LSU-rRNA; maturation of 5.8S rRNA. The record is from RefSeq and is a predicted model, not a curated record. Gene Ontology annotation, molecular function: rRNA primary transcript binding. Lineage: Eukaryota; Metazoa; Arthropoda; Insecta; Hemiptera; Aphididae. Gene Ontology annotation, cellular component: preribosome, large subunit precursor; nucleolus.